CCGCUUGCUAAAGCUGUCCGUCUCCAUGUUAGCAGCAACUCGGAGAGUCGCGUGCUCGUUACAGCAAAUCAAAGAUUUGUUUGAAAGUGGUAAUUUAACGGGAACAUAAAGCAUGUCAGGUCAUUUAAUUCAGAGGAUAAAGCUCUUGGAAGAUGAACUGGACAAACUCAGGUCCCAGCUGAGAGAAAAUAUUGGAGGAGACAUGGGGAUGACUUCCUGUUCUCCCCCCAGAGAAAGCUCAGACUUCAUGAUGUCUGAUGGGAACAGCAGGAGCAGCAAGAAGGAGUCAGGCAAGAAGCAGCGUCCCUUUGACUUCAGCUCACACCCCAGGCGCCAUGUGGCUCUGAAGCUGGCUUACCUGGGCUGGUCCUACCAGGGCUUCGCUGUUCAGGAGAACACGGACAACACGGUGGAGGCCAGGCUGUUUGAAGCCCUGCUGAAGACGCGGCUGAUUCAGGACAGACAGAGCUCCAACUAUCACCGCUGUGGUCGAACUGAUAAAGGAGUCAGUGCUUUUUCUCAAGUUAUAACCAUUGACCUGCGCUCGUCCCAGUUUUGUGGAGGACCUGGAGUCACCCUCCCUGAAAAUCUCGAUCUCGGCAUCAAAUCAAAAGCUUCCACCUCUGAGCUGCCAUAUGUGAAGAUGCUGAACAGAGUUUUGCCACAAGACAUUCGGAUCUUGGACUGGGCAGCCGCAGAGCAAGGUUUCAGUGCGCGCUUCGACUGUCAGUCCCGCACGUACCGCUACUACUUCCCCCGAGGGUCAUUGGAUGUAGAGCUGAUGGCAAACGCUGCAAAAAGAUACGAAGGAACACAUGACUUUCGCAAUCUGUGCAAAAUGGACGUGGGGAAUGGGGUCCUGCAGUUUGAGAGGACCAUCUUGUCGGCCUCGGUCAGGCCUUUGCAGCCCCAGCAGGUUUCCAGCACAGAGCAAUAUGAUCUGUUUGUGUUUGAGAUCAAAGGAUUAGCCUUUCUUUACCACCAGGUGCGUUGCAUGAUGGCGGUGCUUCUUUUGAUAGGACAACAGCUGGAAGCUCCGGAGAUAAUCGAUCAACUCCUGGAUGUUGAAAAAAAUCCCAGAAAGCCUCAAUAUAGCAUGGCAGUAGACUAUCCUCUGGUUCUGUACGACUGCCACUUCGAUGGUUUAACCUGGCAGCAGGAGGAAGAGGAGGUUGGCAACGUCCUGUCAUCACUACAGCGACACUGGACGCAGAGCGCCGUCAAAGCCCACGUUCUGCUCGGGAUGAUCCGGGGAUUGGAGGAGAGAGGUGGCGUUUCUAACAACCACUGCUGGCUGGUGGAAGGCAGCAGGCAGAAGAAUUACCGCCCGCUGCUGGAGCGUCCAUGCUGCGAGAGCCUGGAGUCCCGAAUAAACCACUUUGUUAAGAGAGGAAGACUGGAGCGAGAGGAAGGAGAGAACGGAGAUGAAACAAUCCACAGAGGGAAAAAAUCCAAACACUCCUACAAUGCAUCCUCUCCGUCUGGUUCCUCUGAGAUUCCAAAGCAAACCGUGCAGCAGGAACAAGAGGAUUAACUUUCUGGUUUCCGGGGCAAUGACUGACUUGCAGGACUUGAUUUAGUUAAUUUAAGAAAUUUUGUUUUCUUUUUGGGAAUGGGUUAAAUUUUUCCUACUGUUGUUUUUAUUUGUGCAAGCAUAGGCUUGGCUUCAAAUUAAACAUACCAUUGAAGGAA
Messenger RNA from Poeciliopsis prolifica (blackstripe livebearer), 1692 nucleotides. It is a transcript of the gene pus3, whose product is annotated as pseudouridylate synthase 3. Lineage: Eukaryota; Metazoa; Chordata; Actinopteri; Cyprinodontiformes; Poeciliidae. Gene Ontology annotation, biological process: tRNA pseudouridine synthesis; mRNA pseudouridine synthesis. The record is from RefSeq and is a predicted model, not a curated record. The transcript is spliced from 7 exons. Bases 113 to 1534 code for a protein of 473 amino acids. Gene Ontology annotation, molecular function: RNA binding; pseudouridine synthase activity. Gene Ontology annotation, cellular component: nucleus; cytoplasm.